Messenger RNA from Impatiens glandulifera, 1045 nucleotides. Its product is annotated as protein LIGHT-DEPENDENT SHORT HYPOCOTYLS 3-like. The record is from RefSeq and is a predicted model, not a curated record. The transcript has a single exon. Gene Ontology annotation, biological process: response to light stimulus; mRNA transcription. Lineage: Eukaryota; Viridiplantae; Streptophyta; Magnoliopsida; Ericales; Balsaminaceae. Gene Ontology annotation, cellular component: nucleus. Bases 274 to 831 code for a protein of 185 amino acids.
AUCUAUGUGAAUUGAUAAACUAGACUGAUCUGUUCCCCCAGUUUAAGGAAAAAUAAAUAUCCCAAUCCCCUCUUUCUUAACAUUUCCAGAAAAUAACGUUAAUUUCAUGUCCACUUUCUCUUCUAACUUCUCUCACAUCAGUCUCAUCAUCAUCUUCUUCUUCUUUAAAAAGGUUCAUCUCUUUGUUGAAACAAACCCUAGCUAGCAACAACCCAAAUAAUUAAGAUCCAUUUAAAUCCCUAUAAGUUGAAUACUUUUUUUUCAAUCUCUACCAUGGAUUCCUUCCCAAACGCCACUGCCGCCGCCGCCGCGAUGAUGUCAGCAACAGCAGGAAACAACUCAGGCAGCCCUCCACCGACGUCAUCAUCAUCAUCGGUUUCAUCUUCAUCAAGUAGGUACGAGAAUCAAAAGAGAAGAGACUGGAACACGUUCGGUCAAUACCUAAGAAACCACCGGCCGCCGCUUUGUCUAUCCAGAUGUAGUGGGGCCCAUGUUCUAGAGUUCCUUAGAUACCUCGAUCAGUUUGGAAAAACAAAGGUUCAUACUCCGAUGUGCCCUUUCUACGGGCACCCAAACCCUCCUGCCCCUUGCCCAUGUCCACUACGUCAAGCGUGGGGCAGUCUUGAUGCCUUAAUCGGACGUCUAAGGGCUGCUUAUGAAGAAAACGGUGGUAAACCGGAGACUAACCCUUUUGGAGCUCGAGCCGUUCGUUUAUACCUUCGUGAAGUUCGCGAUCUUCAGUCUAAGGCAAGAGGAAUUAGCUAUGAGAAGAAGAAACGCAAACGCCCACCUCCAUCUCUACCUCAACCGCCACCGCCUGGCCCUGGUUGAUCUAUCGAUAUUUGUGGUAUACAUAUUAUUAAUGGCACCUUAAUUCUUCUCUAUAUAUUAUCUUAUGCGUUUAGUGUAUUUGUUUUUAACGUUGUUAAAAUUAAGCUAAAGUGAUCGAUCAAUCGAACUAUAUGAUCUAAGAACAUCAUAUGCUAGCUAGCUUGAUUCAUGUAUACAAUUUGAUAUGGAUCAUAUCCUUUCCCUUUUGUUGUGA